Molecule: messenger RNA, 1590 nt
Organism: Penicillium hordei
Lineage: Eukaryota; Fungi; Ascomycota; Eurotiomycetes; Eurotiales; Aspergillaceae
Exons: 2
Coding region: 1-1590 (529 amino acids)
Cellular component (GO): mitochondrion
Source: RefSeq, a predicted model, not a curated record
AUGGAUCAGGUCACCGGAAAAGACAAAUUUCCGAUCUUUCAGUAUAGUGACUUCGACGUGUCCGCCCUGUGUCAGCUCGCCGGAAAGACGCGAAAGCUCGCGUGUACAUGUGACUUGAAUCAGCGUCCAAUGCGAGGCGGCUUUAACUGGGCAGUUUUCGUUUCGUUUGUAGAUGGCAUUCAAUGGGUUCUUCGGUCGCCGGCAUACAAUCACCCCGACCUGUCUGAAAGGAGUGUCGUCAAACUUCUCUUAAGCGAGGCUGCUACGCUCAGAUAUCUCAAGAUUUACACAGACAUACCUGUUCCUGAUGUUUACUCGUAUUGUGCUUAUGCAAACAACCCUAUCCGGAUCCCAUACAUUUUGAUGAGCAAGGCGCAGGGCGAGUCGUUGAACACAAUGUGGGGGAAAGAUGAUCUUCAUGGUCGUCUGGAUUCACUCGAAAUGAACAAAGUAAUGUCUCAACUGGGCCAAAUUACAUGGGACCUUGCUCAAGUCCGGUUUCCCCUCAUUGGGUCUCUAUUUGAAGAAAAUGGAGCCUUCGUUGUUGGAGAAUGCCUGUCAAAACGCCACAUCCAACAUAAGAGACAUUCGUUGGGAGGAAUUCCUCGUGGACCCUUUGACAGCGAGAGUGAGUUCUACCUCAGUCUCAUUGUAGCUUUGAUUAAGCACGCCGAAAUGCUGCCGUUGGGGCACCAUUGCUUCGCUGCCCCGGUACCCUCUAGGAAUGACUACCCUAACAAGGAUCUGUGGCAGUGUGCCCGCAAUCUUUGGAAUCAAUUCGUCACUAUUGGACAAAAGGUUGACGGCGCCGCGAAUAGAGUUGACUAUGUUAUUGCUGCUCAUGUCCUCAAUCAUUUGAUCUCUCAAUAUGGGCGCAACUGGUCUGGAGUCACAUGUCCGGUCAGCUUUCCACUCUGCCACCCUGAUCUCACUAUGAGCAACAUAUUCGUCGACGAUCAAUACAAAAUUACGUGCAUCAUUGACUGGGCUUUCGCCACAACUGUGCCCUUUCCCUUGCUUUUGUUACCACCCGGCUUUCCUCAGUCGCGGCACAGGCUAGACGAGAGAGUCUGCCUUGGUUUCGGAGAUGGCUUCCAGGAUGCGGCGGGACCCAAUGAACACAAUAUAAUAGCGGGCAUGUCGGUCCCCAAGGCUAUCCAAUGUGCUAAAAAUAGCCAGUUUGCUUGGUGCCUCUCACGGUUUCUAGCAUUUGAUUCCACAGACGACAUUUCACUUUUUCGUACAAUGUGGGAAUCAGUGUACCCAUCGGACCAUAAACUUGAGUCAUAUUUCUUUUCACAAAGAGCUCUACCAUAUUAUCGAAAGCUGUACGGAAAGAUCAGAGAAGAGGACUUGACAGAAUCUCAGAUCAAAAAAUCAGAGAGCGAUCAUUCCGCCAAAUCCCUGACCUUCGAGGUGUCUUUAGCUCGUCACUUGACAAUGAUUUCAGACUGGGGAUUCAACUAUGACCCAUUCAAACUUUCUGGCCUUAGAGAUACAGAACAGAUAUUUAUAACUGAGGGACGGGUUUGGCAAUGGAUUUUGAAAUUCAAAAGACAACACCGCGACAGGAUCGGCAUCGAAGAGUGA